Messenger RNA from Protopolystoma xenopodis, 540 nucleotides. The record is from the annotation of a GenBank genome assembly. NCBI's taxonomy places the organism in Eukaryota, Metazoa, Platyhelminthes, Monogenea, Polystomatidea, Polystomatidae.
AUGUCAACCUCGCCAUCUUCGCUCCUUGGCCUAAAUCCCAAGAAAGCUACUUCAUCAACUGACUUGACUGAUGCAUGCAGUAGCUUAGAUGAUAUUCUGCCCAAUGGCAAGCGUGCAUUGCUUUCAGAAGAAAAGGCUGUGAAAAAUGAAGCUAACGAACAUGGGGAAAAUGACCAAGAAAGCCUAAACGUUGAAAAUUUUGUAACUUGUGAUGACGAUAAAGCUUCUGAAGAGAUAGUAGAUUGUCGAAUACCCUCACCAAAUGAGGCAAUUAGAAAGAUCGAAACUCGUUCCGAAAAGCUUUCUAGUGCCUUGUCACAAGAUUUGCUAAUAAAUGACUCGGAUAAUGUUAAAUUGUCAACGGAUUCAUCUGGGUAUAGACCGACAAAAACAAAAACGGGGCAAACAAAAUGCAGAUACCAUGCCGAAAAGGACUUGACUCAUCUCUCGACUGAACAGGCCAACGUCUUUAACUCUACAUCAGAGGUAGCAUGUACUCAGCCUGAGGGUAUAUCACCAUGUGAGCCUUUUUUACCUUAG